CUGCUCCCUCUUCUCAGUACCUGCAAAUGGGGGAGGAAUCAUACUUUGAAUUUCUUGUUAUUAUUUGAUACCCACUUCUUUUCUUAUCAUCUUUUAGCUCUUUGGCUUGUAUCCUUCCAAACAUGACUUUCUUGUUGUUUUCUGUUCAUAUGCUUCCACUCCUCUCCUGUUUUAGCUUUGUGGGUACCCCUUAAAAUAAAAUUAAAAAUAUGAAUUCCUUGUUUUGAUUUGACCCCAUUUCCCAAUUUCUUAUUAGUUUUGGUUUUGUGGUAGUACCCUUUGCUAUGACCACUUGACUACUCUCAUCCCCUCCUUUUUUUUUUUUCCUUUUUUUUUAAUUUUUUUAAUUUUUCAUAUUCUGGUGGUGUUGGGUUGGCUAUUUGGUUUUACUUGUAUUGAGCCACACAAGAACCAACUCUGGGUAUUCAUGGAAAUUGAUCUGAACCAUGCAGUGAGUGAGGUGGAGAAGAAUGCAUAUUGUAAUGGGAAUUGUGGCAAGGUUGGCUGUGUCUGUUGUUUGUCCUCUUCUACUUCUUCAUGUUCUUCAAAUUCAUCUUCACCUCCCAAUGUGUCUUCUUCCAUUUAUUUGGAGCUCUGGCAUGCUUGUGCUGGCCCUCUCACCUCUCUGCCCAAGAAAGGAAAUGUGGUUGUCUACUUCCCUCAAGGUCACUUAGAACAAGCUGCCUCAGCCUCUCCUUUCUCACCCAUGGAGAUGCCAACCUUUGAUCUCCAACCACAGAUCUUCUGCAGUGUUGUAAAUGUUCAACUUUUAGCAAACAAGGAGAAUGAUGAGGUCUACACACAGGUUACUUUGCUUCCCCUUCCAGAGUUGGUGGGAAAGAAUUCAGAAGGAAAAGAGCUUGAGGAGUUAGGGGUGGAUGAGGAAGGGGGUGGAGGAUCACCCACAAAGUCUACUCCCCACAUGUUCUGCAAAACACUCACUGCUUCUGAUACCAGCACUCAUGGAGGCUUCUCUGUUCCUCGUAGAGCUGCUGAAGACUGUUUCCCUCCUUUGGAUUAUAAGCAGCAGAGGCCCUCUCAAGAGCUUGUUGCAAAAGACCUGCAUGGCGUGGGAUGGACGUUUCGACAUAUUUAUAGAGGUCAGCCAAGGCGGCAUCUGCUCACUACAGGAUGGAGUCUUUUCGUAAGCCAAAAGAAUCUUGUUUCAGGGGAUGCUGUGCUCUUUCUAAGGGGUGAAAAUGGAGAGCUGAGGUUAGGAAUUAGAAGAGCUGUUCGACCAAGAAAUGGUCUUCCCGAUUCAAUUAUUGGCAAUGAGAAUUCUUAUCCGAAAGUGCUUUCACUAGUGGCCAAUGCAACAUCCACGAAGAGCAAAUUCCAUGUUUUCUACAGUCCAAGGGCAAGUCAUGCAGAUUUUGUCAUACCCUACCAAAAAUAUGUCAAAAGCAUCACCAAUCCAGUGACAAUUGGGACAAGAUUCAAAAUGAGAUUUGAAAUGGAUGAUUCACCAGAAAGAAGGUGUAGUGGUGUAGUCACUGGAAUAAGUGACAUGGAUCCCUACAGGUGGCCUAACUCAAAAUGGAGAUGUUUGAUGGUAAGGUGGGACGAGGAUAUAGCAAGUGAUCAUCGUGAUCGAGUUUCACCAUGGGAGAUUGAUCCUUCUGUUUCCCUCCCACCCUUGAGCAUUCAGUCUUCCCCAAGGCUUAAAAAACUGAGGACAGGUCUGCAGCCAGCCCCACCUGACAACCCUGUAACUGCAGGAGGGGGUGGGUUUUUGGACUUUGAGGAGUCUGUAAGAUCCUCUAAGGUCUUGCAAGGUCAAGAAAAUAUAGGUUUCAUAUCACCCUUCUAUGGAUGUGAUACUGUAAACCGUCCACUGGAUUUUGAGAUGCGAUCCCCUGCACAUCAAAAUCGAGCAUCAACUGGGAUUGAAAAGUCUAAUAUUAGUGAGUUUUUGACGGCUCAUCCCACCACCUACACAGGCUUUGUGGAAUCUGAUAGAUUUCCAAAGGUCUUGCAAGGUCAAGAAAUAUGCCCACUGAGAUCACUGACAAGAAAAUCUGAAUUUAAUUUAGAUGCUUGGAGAAAACCCAGUCCCGGUUGCAAUUCUUUCAACAUGUAUCAAGCAUCCAAACCCAAUUUCUAUCCACUGGAAUCAGAGAGCCUUCAAAGCAUGUAUUUUCAUUAUAAAGACAUUUAUAAAGCUGGCUCAGAUCCCAGAAUGCGCUCUUAUGCAAAUAACUUAACAAGAGAGAAUGUCUCAUUCAACCCAUCUUCUAUUCAGACAGGGGUUAUAACAAAUGAAUUUGGAAAGCCAAAUCUACCAAAUGAGCAUAGGCCAGCAACACACGUGCCUGCUCCUCCCACUUUAGGGACAAAUAUGAGAAAUCCAAAAGAUGAAAAUUUUAAUGGAAUUGUGACUGGCUGUAAACUUUUUGGGUUUUCUUUGACUGGGGAAACUCCAAAUUCACAAGUUUCUGGUAAGAGGAGUUGCACUAAGGUUCACAAGCAAGGCAGCUUAGUAGGAAGGGCCAUUGAUCUCUCAAGGCUAAAUGGAUACGGUGACCUCCUGAGUGAACUAGAACGGCUGUUUAGCAUGGAAGGCCUUCUACAAGAUCCUGAUAAAGGAUGGCGGAUUUUGUACACCGACAGUGAGAAUGAUGUAAUGGUCGUUGGGGAUGACCCAUGGCACGAGUUCUGUAAUGUCGUGUCCAAGAUUCAUAUAUAUACCCAAGAAGAAGUGGAGAAGAUGACCAUUGGACUGAUCAGCGACGAUACUCAGAGCUGUUUGGAACAAGCACCAGUUGUAAUGGAAGCCUCGAAGUCUUCAUCCGUAGGCCAGCCAGAUUCUUCUCCCACAGUAAUUAGGGUUUAAGGAUUACUGUUGUAUUAAUAAGUAUUAUUAUAUGUUUGAUCUGUUUGUGUGUGCUACUUAUAAACACCUGCUUCUGGCUACCUAUCUCCUUUCUGGUGAAUUCUAAGUUCAGUGGUUGCUAUUAUUAAUGAAGAUAUUGAACAAUAAAUUUGCAUGCC
Messenger RNA from Quercus robur (English oak), 2991 nucleotides. Its product is annotated as auxin response factor 4. NCBI's taxonomy places the organism in Eukaryota, Viridiplantae, Streptophyta, Magnoliopsida, Fagales, Fagaceae. The record is from RefSeq and is a predicted model, not a curated record. Gene Ontology annotation, molecular function: DNA binding; protein binding. The transcript has 12 exons. Gene Ontology annotation, cellular component: nucleus. Gene Ontology annotation, biological process: regulation of DNA-templated transcription; response to hormone. The coding region runs from base 428 to 2833 and encodes 801 amino acids.